Molecule: messenger RNA, 3900 nt
Organism: Hemiscyllium ocellatum (epaulette shark)
Lineage: Eukaryota; Metazoa; Chordata; Chondrichthyes; Orectolobiformes; Hemiscylliidae
Product: zinc finger protein 234-like
Exons: 6
Coding region: 503-3391 (962 amino acids)
Biological process (GO): central nervous system development; regulation of transcription by RNA polymerase II
Cellular component (GO): nucleus
Molecular function (GO): DNA-binding transcription factor activity, RNA polymerase II-specific; RNA polymerase II cis-regulatory region sequence-specific DNA binding
Source: RefSeq, a predicted model, not a curated record
GAUCGCACGGAGUUGAAGUCUGCAGCGAAUCCCACCCAGGACUGGGGGGGGAUCGUGCCCCGUGGGGGGAUUGUGCCCCGUUCGAAGACAGUGGGUGAAGCGGGAAGGGAGCGAGGCUUCCUUUCUGCCGGACUGGCCGCUCUCGCUCCCUUUGCUUCCCGUGGGACCGAUGCUGUUUGAGGCUGGGACUGCACGUUCCCCGGGCCAAAGAUCUGCAGGAGCUGAGGAAGUGCACUCCUUUCACACCGGAUGGAUAUGAGAAGAGCAGCUUUGCAGAUAGAGCUCCCCAACUGAGUACCAUGUGAAGGUCUGACAGAGCCCCUUGAUUCGUGGGAUAGGAGAGACGUCCCUCUUUCAGUCCAGAAGGGGAAAAUUCUUUGAACAUUUUUGUCUGCUUCAGUAGGCUCUUAAAGUAUCGUCUUUACCUGAACCACAGGGGCACGUGCCUGAGCCAGUUUGCCCACUGUGGGGAAAGGAAGUCUCAGGAGGCAUUCCGCGCGCCAUGGAGAAACCGUGGAAGUGUGGGGAUUGCGGGAAAGGAUUCCACUACGCAUCCGAUCUGGAGAUCCACCGCCGUGUCCACACCGGGGAGAGGCCGUUCAGCUGCUCGGUGUGCGGCAAGGGCUUCUCUGACUCGUCCACCCUGCUGACCCACCAGCGGGUCCACACCGGGGAGCGGCCCUUCACCUGCUCCGUCUGCGGCAAGGGCUUCACCCAGUCGUCCAACCUGCUGACCCACCAGCGGAUCCACACCGGGGAGCGGCCCUUCACCUGCUCCGUCUGCGGCAAGGGCUUCACCCAGUCGUCCAACCUGCUGACCCACCAGCGGGUCCACACCGGCGAGGUGGCCUUCACCUGCUCGGUGUGCGGCAAGGGCUUCCCUCACUCGUCCACCCUGCUGCGGCACCAGUGGGUCCACACCGGGGAGCGGCCCUUCACCUGCUCCGUCUGCGGAAAGGGCUUCCCUCACUCGUCCGCCCUGCUGUCCCACCAGCGGGUCCACACUGGGGAGAGGCCGUUCAGCUGCUCUGUCUGCGGCAAGGGCUUCACCCAGUCGUCCAGCCUGCUGACCCACCAGCAGGUCCACACCGGCGAGGGGGCCUUCACCUGCUCGGUGUGCGGCAAGGGCUUCCCUCACUCGUCCACCCUGCUGCGGCACCAGCAGAUCCACACCGGGGAGCGGCCCUUCACCUGCUCCGUCUGCGGCAAGGGCUUCCCCCACUCCUCCGGCCUCCAGAUCCACCAGCGGGUCCACACCGGGGAGCGGCCCUUCACCUGCUCGGUGUGCGGCAAGGGCUUCACCCGGUCGUCCAACCUGCUGACCCACCAGCAGGUCCACACCGGGGAGCGGCCCUUCACCUGCUCGGUCUGCGGCAAGGGCUUCACCCGCUCGUCCCGCCUGUUCUCACACCAGCGAGUCCACACCGGGGAGAGGCCGUUCACCUGCCCCGAGUGCGGCAAGGGCUUCACCUGCUCCUCCAACCUGCUGUCGCACCGGCGGCUUCACAGCGGCGAGCGCUCGACGUCGCGGACAUGGGCAGCGUUCCCGAGCCCCGCUCCGGAACGGGCUGUUCCGUCCUCUUCCAGCCCCCGGGAGGGGAACGGGCAGCUUGAGUGCAUUGGGAGAGUGGGCCGUUCACCGGGAGGGUGCCAACGGGACGGGAGAGCGGUACAGAAAGCUAUUAAAACCCACAACAUCCACGAGCAAGAUGCUGAGGGUGCACAAUUCAGCCAAGAGGUUUGUUACUUCUGGGAACUAAAGGAUCCCAAGAGUAAGGCUACCGUUGGCACGGUCAAGACAGAACUUGCCCAAACUACAGUGGCUAAACCUAAACCCAGGAUUCAAAGUAGACCUUUCCGUCUGCAAGGUCAGUCAAGCGAACAAAUGAAACCCUCAUACUAUCGUCCAGUGGCUGGCGAGGGGAGCAGGGAACACAUUCGCCCCGCCCCCAUUGCCUCCGAUUGGUUGGAUGCCUCGUCUAACCGCGCCCACUCCACGCGGAGUGACGUCACGGUCUGGUCACCCAGCCCCUUGUGUUGGCGCAUGUGCAGUAAACAUUUUGGUUCCUGUUUCAGACCAUUUUCAGCAUCAGCGGGACUGAAUGAGAGUCUCUACUGUUACAGCACACUGUGUGUAAAGCCUGAAACAGUUAUACGGCCAGGAAAGAGGAAUUUACUGUGGGCAGGGGCCAUACAUGGGGAUGUAGCUGCGGCCAUGGUGAAACCAGAGGAAUCCCACACUGUGGAGAAACCGUGGAAGUGUUGCGACUGCGGGAGAGGCUUCCAUGCCCCAUCUGUCCUGGAGAUUCAUCGGCGAAGUCACACCGGGGAGAGGCCAUUCUCCUGCCCCGAGUGCGGGAAAGGCUUUACCUGCUCCUCCCGCCUGCUGGACCACCGCCGAGUACACACUGGGGUGAAGCCAUUCUCCUGCCCUGAGUGUGGGAAGGGCUUCACCUACUCCUCCCACCUGGUGGCCCACCAGCGCGUCCACGCUGGGGAAAGGCCCUUCCCCUGCUCUGAGUGUGGGAAGGCCUUCAGCAUAUCCUCGGACCUGCUGAAGCACCAACGGGUCCACAGAGGGGAGAGGCCAUUCAGCUGCCCUGAGUGCGGGAAGGCCUUCAGUGAUUCCUCUACCCUGCUGAGGCACCAGUGGGUCCACAUCGGGAAAAGGCCGUUCUCGUGCCCUGAGUGCAGGAAGGGCUUCACCCGCUCUUCCGCUCUGCUGACCCAUCUGCGAGUCCACACGGGUGAGAAGCCCUUUACCUGCCCCGAGUGCAGGAGGGCCUUCAGCAGGUCUUCCCACCUGCUGAGGCACCAGCGAGUCCACACUGGGGAGAGGCCGUACUCCUGCCUCCAGUGCGGAAAGUGCUUUACCCAGCCCUCCAACCUGCUGACCCACCAGCGGAUCCACACCCGCGAGAGACCGUUCUCCUGCCCCGAGUGCGGGAAGGGUUUUGCUGUUUCCUCUAACCUCGUGGCCCACCGGCGGGUCCACACGGGGGAGAGGCCAUUCAGUUGUCCCGAGUGCGGGAAGGCCUUCAGCAAUUCCUCUGCCCUGCUUAGGCACCAGCGUGUCCACACCGGAGAGAAGCCGUUCUCCUGCCCAGAGUGCGGGAAGGGCUUUACCCGCUCCUCCACACUACUGACCCACCAGCGGGUCCACACAGGGGAGGGGCCAUUCAGCUGCCCCGAGUGCAGGAAGGCCUUCAGCGAUUCCUCUGCUCUGCUGAAGCACCAGCGAGUCCACACCGGGGAGAGGCCCUUCAGCUGCCCUGAGUGCGGGAAGAGGUUUACGUUUUCCCGCAAUUUGCGGAAGCACCAACAGGGGCACCAGCGCUCACAACAGUCAGAUUCCACAGCUAACACUGCUGUGAGUUCCCCCCAGGACUGAUUCUCCUGACAGUGGGUGCAGUGGGAGAGUUGGUGCACUGUAUUUGUUUUCCGUUGGACUGCAACCCCACGGUGGCUCAGGGGUGGCAUGGUGACUCAGUGAUUAGCACUGCUGCCUCAUGGCACCAGGAACCAAGGAUCAAUUCCACCCUUGGGGCAACUGUCUGUGUGGAGUUUGUGGAGGGUAGGAGAAUGGAUGAGAUAAGAAACCGCUGCCUUUCUUGAGACAAGUCUCCCGGAGAGAACUUGCUGACUGAUUGUCUGAUCUACUGAUCCUCACAGUGCCCCAUUGCCCUCAGUUAACUGGAGGAGGUCCACACAGAUGUACCGAAGCCCCUCUUUGGACUGUGGAAGGAAACCUGUGCAGACAGGGAAAACAUGCAAACUCCACACAGACAGUUACCUGAGGCUGGAAUUGAACUUGGGUCCCUUAUGCUGUGAGGUAGCAAUGCAUAGCAGUGUGCUAUCCCAAUAUGUUAUAAAAUUUGAAUAAACCUACUAAGUUGGAAA